GAACUAAAUAGUCUACAUUAGAACAGUGACACAAACACAUCUUUAUGUUUCUUAAUUUAAUGGAAUAAAAAUGUUGCGGAUCCCUUACUUGAGUGCAGGUGUCAGAAACAAUGCGAGGUGUUUUAGUGUUAAAUUUGGCAGUCUUAACGGCUUAGGCCUGGACAAGAGGGCUCUUGGUGACCGUAAACAGCGUACCUUCUCUGAUCGCUCACAGCUGAAAUAUGCCAGAAGACUGGUGGUCAAACUCGGCAGUGCCGUCAUCACGAGAGAAGAUGGAAAUGGACUGGCUCUGGGAAGAUUGGCGUCGAUUAUUGAACAGGUUGCGGAAUGCCACCACGAGGGUAGGGAGUGCAUCAUGGUGACGAGCGGUGCCGUCGCAUUCGGCCGACAGAAGUUGACACAUGAGCUGCUCAUGUCACUGUCCAUGAGAGAGACCCUCUCCCCCAGUGAUCAUACUAGAGAGGACGCCAGCAGCACUCUGGACCCGCGCGCUGCGGCCGCGGUCGGGCAGUCGGAGCUGAUGGCCAUGUACGACGCCAUGUUCUCACAGUACAACGUCAAGAUCGCACAGGUGCUAGUGACGAAACCGGACUUCUACAACGAGGAGACCCGUAAGCACUUGUUCGCGACACUGUCCGAGCUGAUCUCGCUGAACAUCGUGCCCAUCAUCAACACCAACGACGCGGUCAGCCCGCCUAUGUACAUCCACGACGACACCGUAGUACCGGGCACCGGGAAGAAGGGUAUCGGUAUAAAGGAUAAUGACAGUCUAUCAGCGCUGCUGGCUGCGGAGGUGCAGUCCGACCUGCUGAUCAUGAUGUCAGAUGUAGACGGGAUCUACAACAAGCCACCCUGGGAGGACGGUGCCAGGAUGAUGCACACCUACACAGCGAAGGACAAGGACCAAGUGGAGUUUGGUCAGAAGUCUAAGGUGGGUACUGGAGGUAUGGACUCCAAAGUCCAAGCUGCAACAUGGGCGAUGGCUCGAGGCGUCAGCGUAGUAAUUUGUAACGGCAAACAGGAGAAGGCCAUCAAGACGAUCAUCAAUGGACGGAAGGUCGGAACCUUCUUCACAGACUGCCCGUCCUCUGCAACCACUCCUGUUGAUGUUUUGGCUGAAAAUGCGCGUUCCGGAAGUAGAGUGCUACAAAAACUCACACCGAGUGAAAGAGCGUCAGCGAUUCACAAUCUAGCUGAUCUCUUAGUCGACAAGAAGGAUCAAAUUUUAGAAGCGAAUGCAAAAGAUUUAGAAGAGGCUACAAAAAGUGGCUUGGAAAAGCCACUACUAAACCGAUUGUCUUUGAGCCCAGGAAAACUGCAGACUUUGUCCAUUGGAUUGAAGCAAAUAGCCGAUUCGAGUUACGAAAAUGUAGGCAGAGUCCUACGUAAAACGAGAUUAGCCGAAAACCUCGUACUCAGACAAGUGACAGUACCUAUUGGAGUUCUGCUAGUCAUAUUCGAGUCGAGACCAGAUUCCCUACCCCAAGUAGCUGCUUUAGCCAUGGCGUCUGCUAACGGUCUUCUACUUAAAGGUGGAAAGGAAGCAGCGCAUUCGAACAGAGUAUUGAUGGACAUGGUUAAGGAAUCUCUCAGAUCAGUCGGUGCCCAAGACGCGAUAUCACUGAUCUCAACACGAGAGGAGAUCAGUGACUUACUCGCGAUGGAAUCUCACAUCGAUCUCAUCAUUCCUCGCGGCUCCUCUGACCUUGUUAGAAGCAUUCAGAAGCAAUCCCAACACAUUCCAGUUUUGGGCCACGCGGAAGGCAUCUGCCACGUUUAUUUGGACAAGGAUGCCGAUCACGCUAAGGCCUUGAAGAUUAUCUGUGAUGCCAAAUGCGAUUAUCCCGCUGCCUGCAACGCUAUGGAGACGUUACUGAUCCACGAAGACCACAUGAAUGGUCCGUUCUUCACGGAGAUCUGCAAUAUGCUGAAACACGAGGGUGUGAAGAUCCACGCUGGUCCUAAAUUAGCGGCUCAACUUACGUUUGGCCCGUCACCGGCUAAGACCAUGAAACAUGAGUAUGGCGCGUUGGAAUGCUGCAUUGAGAUCGUGAAGGAUUUGGAUGAGGCUGUUGAGCACAUUCACAAGUAUGGAAGCUCCCAUACUGAUGUCAUUAUUACUGAAAAUGACGAAACAGCUAAGCAGUUCAUGAGCUCAGUAGACAGCGCAUGUGUCUUCCACAACGUAUCUUCACGCUUCGCCGACGGAUUCCGCUUCGGACUUGGUGCUGAAGUUGGCAUAUCUACUGCCCGGAUACAUGCUAGAGGUCCCGUUGGAGUUGAAGGCCUACUCACCACAAAAUGGAUUCUGGAGGGCACCGACCACACCGCUCGCGAGUUCAACGAAGGCAAACGCACCUGGCUGCACGAGAAAUUGCCCGUAAAUUGACUCACAAAAUGGCGGACCGAAACAAAAUGGCCGAC
Messenger RNA from Aricia agestis (brown argus), 2424 nucleotides. It is a transcript of the gene P5CS, whose product is annotated as delta-1-pyrroline-5-carboxylate synthase. The transcript has 10 exons. Gene Ontology annotation, cellular component: cytoplasm; mitochondrion. NCBI's taxonomy places the organism in Eukaryota, Metazoa, Arthropoda, Insecta, Lepidoptera, Lycaenidae. The record is from RefSeq and is a predicted model, not a curated record. Gene Ontology annotation, molecular function: ATP binding; glutamate-5-semialdehyde dehydrogenase (NADP+) activity; glutamate 5-kinase activity. The coding region runs from base 71 to 2389 and encodes 772 amino acids.